Ilyonectria robusta is the source of this 1608-nucleotide messenger RNA. RefSeq names its product POT family protein. Gene Ontology annotation, molecular function: dipeptide transmembrane transporter activity; tripeptide transmembrane transporter activity. The transcript has 9 exons. The record is from RefSeq and is a predicted model, not a curated record. Gene Ontology annotation, biological process: transmembrane transport; oligopeptide transport. NCBI's taxonomy places the organism in Eukaryota, Fungi, Ascomycota, Sordariomycetes, Hypocreales, Nectriaceae. Gene Ontology annotation, cellular component: plasma membrane; fungal-type vacuole. Bases 1 to 1608 code for a protein of 535 amino acids.
AUGGAUAUCGAGACUAAGAAUACUGUCACCAACAACACCGGUGAUGCUGCCAGUGUUGCAGAUCAAGACAAGAAUCAUGAUACCCCACAAUGGCAGGGUCUCCGGAGGGUUCCGGACAAGCUGCCAAUGAUUGCACUCCUGAUCCUUGUUGUCGAGCUUGGGGAAAGAUUUACCUACUUUGGACUGUCCGGCCCGCUGCAAAACUACAUCAACAACCCAUAUGAUCCAGAAUCCGACCUCCCAGGUGCUCUUGGCAAGGGACAGGCUGUGGCUACCGCCCUGGGGAACUUUUUCAAGUUCUGGGCGUAUGCAUCCACCGUCAUUGGAGCUAUCAUCGCUGACCAAUAUCUCGGCAAGUACAAGGCUAUCCUGUGUGCAUGCGGUGUCUAUAUCGGAGGCCUCAUUAUUCUCGUCUCAACAUCAACCCCUGCAGCCUUCACGAAUGGCGCUGGCCUUGGUGGAUUAAUCGCCGCCAUGGUCACUAUUGGCCUUGGUACCGGAGGCAUCAAGGCCAAUGUUACUCCUCUCUGCGCGGAGCAGUAUACCAAUUCCCACCCCGUAUUGAAGACGCUCAAGUCUGGAGAGGAAGUGAUUGUUGACCCUGAACUCACCGUUCAGAGACUUUUUAUGUGGUUCUACUGGGUCGUCAAUAUCGGGGCUCUAUCCCCAUUGAUCACAGUCAACGUCGAGGCGCACCACUCAUUUUGGCUGGCAUACUUGAUCCCACUCAUUGCCAUCAUCCUCUCUGUCGGCGUGUUCCUCCUCGGACGCAAUAAAUACGUCAAAGUCCCGCCCAUGGGAUCGGCAAUCCUCGAUGCUUGCCGAACAACUAGCGUUGCCAUUAAGGAGCGCGGUUUCGAUAACGCGCGGCCAUCCGUGCUGCGAGAACGGGGUCAUGAUGAAAGGUAUCCCAUCGCCAGCCAGGAAAGAUAUACGGACGCGUACGUUGGCGAUGUCCAGCGAGGGCUGAAAAGCUGCAAGAUGUUCCUGUUUUUCCCUUUUUAUUUCAUCUGCUGGAACCAGAUGUGGAACAAUCUCAUCUCCCAGGCGGGACAGAUGGCUCUCCAUGGGACCCCAAACGAUCUCCUGCAGAAUCUGGACCCAAUCGCUCUAUGCCUUUUUAUCCCCUUGCUGGAUCUCAUUGUGUAUCCUUUUCUCCGAAAGCAUAAGAUCGAUUUCGACCCUGUGACUAGAAUCUUCAUGGGCUUCAUGUUUGCGUCCAUCUCCAUGAUCUACGCAUGCGUACUUCAGUAUUACAUUUACAAAUCCCCUCCGAGCAGCAUUCAUGUUUGGAUCCAAGCACCCAGCUACAUUCUCGUGGCGUUUUCAGAGGCCUUUGUCAUCAUCACCGGAUUGGAGUUGGCAUUCACACAGGCGCCUAAGAAUCUCCGAUCGGUGAUUUCAGCUCUGUUUUGGCUGACGAUUGCUGUCGCCGCUGCAAUCUGCAUUGCUCUUGGUCCCGUCUCACAAGAUCCGUACUUGGUGUGGAUGUAUGGAGCGGUAGGAGUGUCAGGAUUUAUUGCUGGAUGUGCAUUUUAUGCCUGCUUCUUUCGAGGGCGGAAAAGAUGGUCUUCGAGUGAGGAGGUUGUCAUCGAAGGACAGUAUUGA